AUAACGCGAGACUAUGUUGAGCCCAGCCCACCAAAACGCAAUAUUCGAAUAUUUGUUUUACUUUUACCGCCACCAUCAAAGCAUCACGACCACGCUCCGCUGCUUUCCCGUCCGUGUGUACGAUAAUAUACAAUUUUCUUUCGUUAUUUUGGCCAGUUUUUCGUACACCGUUCUUGGUUAUUGAACCACUGCAAGUCGCGGUGCUUUACCGGAGCGCAACGGACAAUAUAUCCGCUCGUGAAGAAGUGAUUUUUUUUUGUUGUCUAUCUUUACGUAUUAUAGUGUGAGUGUGGAGCUGGAGAUUCCUCAAAAAAGAUUCUUGUUGUUUUUUUCAUCAUUUUGAUUAUUGAUCGCUGCUCAUAACAAUGGAUGAAUACUAUCAAAUUAUGCCAAAAAUGUCCGGCUAUCUCGAAAAGAAAGGCAAAAAGAAAAUGAUGAGUUGCUACAAAAAGUACUGGUUCGUCUUGGAAGGCCGAUUACUGCUCUAUUACAAAUCCAAAGACGAAUAUGAUGCAAUAUCACCUUGUAAAGGAACUAUCAAUUUAGGACCAACUUGCAAUAUAAAAACUUGCGCUUCCAACACUGGAGUGUUCCAAAUUGAAAGCAAAACUACAACAAUAACUUUGAAGGCAGACAACAAAGAAGAUCAACACAGAUGGAUGGAAGCUCUUAUGUCCGCCCUGAAUCAGAGCAAAGGUUUCAAAAAACUGGACCAUUUCCGUUAUUCUGUUGGAGAGUUAUCUUCAAUAGUCAACUCAGAUCCGAACGACGAAAACAAUGCGACUUUUAUCGAAAGAUUGCAAAAAAUGGGAGCAAAAAAUUACGGGAAUUCAAAACCGAAAGCCAAUCCGCUAGAAAGUCAAAAGCAAAUAUCUUUAUCCGACGAAUCAAUACCGACAAAUAAUGGUUUUAAAAAUAGUAAGGAAACACGAUUUAGAAAAUGCGAAUCUGUCAUCAUUGAGAAUGAGGAAUAUGGAAAGUUGGGGGAGCUAAAGUCAAACAGUGUGAAUAACAGUGUUGAUGAUAGCUCUGAAGGGAUUUACGAGAGGAUACCUUCCAGUGAUUCAGUGUUUACUAAAAGAGAAAUUCUAGAACGUGACCGUAGAUCCAGUCAAACAACCGAAAACGAAGUUUACUGGACAAAAUGUAGUGAUCAACUGGAAGGCAAUACAGAUUACUAUGAAGCCAUUGACUAUAACGAUAAUAUCCAGAUGCAAUUGAGAAAAAAAUCGAAAACGUCUAACGAAGAAGAGAAUGUUUAUGCUGAAGCAGAAGCAAUUGUGAAAGAAAAUCGAGAUUCCAGAAGUUCUGUGGUAUAUGCUAGUAUUGAAGGUCAAGUGGAUUAUGUGGAAAUUGGUGGCGAUGAUGCUAAGAGAAAUAGUUCAAUUUCUAGUCAAGAAUCUAACAGUGCAGAAAAAGAUAAGAAGAAAUUCGGAUUCGGCAGAAAGCACAAAAAAUCCGAAGACAAAAAAGUGAAAGUGAAGAAGUCGGAAAGUUUCCUACAACGUGUCUGGAAUAAGAAAUCGAAAAACAAGAAAAGCCAAAAAGAAAUUUCAUUGAGCACCAGCAAUAUCGCGAAAAAAUUGGAAAUGACCGACGAUGAUGCCCUGAAAACUCUCAGCGAACUCCAUCCUAUUCUACAAAAACAGUUCUCAAACAUGAGUUUUCGGUCGCAGGAAAAGAUGCACAUGAGAAGUCGUAGUGAAGAUGGUGACGCGGAAAUACGGAGUGAAAUUAUUAUUCGAGAAGUAAAAAUGCGUAUGGAUAAUAAAGAUAACACUCCAGAAGACCAAACAUGUCCAUCUUUACCACCCAGAAACCCAAAGCCUGAGCCGCAAGCUUUGUAUCAAGAAAUGCCAAAACACUUACCUCCUUUAGUGCCACCUAAAAUGAAAAAAAAGUUAGAAAUUGCUUCGUUGGAUGAUCUUCUAGAAAGUCUCAGUCAACAAGCAAAGGAGUUGGAACAGGAAAGAAAAAAUCAAAUGGAAGAUAGUCAGAAUAAAGAAGGCAAAGUCAAAGAGUUAAUAAAAAGGUUUAGCAUUGGUAAAGAGGAAGGAGUGGAGAUGCGUCAAAAAACUCAAGAGUGGAAACCCAAAACAUCUGCUGCUUAUUCCAACGAUUUGGAUAAACUUUUAGAUGAAUUAUCCAAAGUCACCAUUGCUCCUAUUAUGACCCCAGGGGUUACUACUAGUCUUAUUAAUCCAGAGAUUUCGGAUAAGGAGAUAUUGAAAAUGGUUCCGAUCCGAAGAAGGAAGUUGUCAGAGCCUGACUAUGACGUACCCAGGCCACAUCGUUCUCUGGUUAAUUUACCAAAAAAAGAUGAGAACGCUCUGGAAGCUACAAGAUUCUUUGGACCGAUUUUGAAACCCUCAGAUUAUCCGGAUAACAGACCACCAACUCCUCCAGCAGACUACUCAAACCUUCCAAGCAUAACUCCAGACUCUCUAGAAAUUGAAGUUCGGAAAAAUCAAGAUGAAUUGCAAAAUGUCUCCUUCCAAUCUCACGAUUAUCUUGGCGGUAGCAAGCCGAAGCACAACAAUAGAGAUUUUUUGGAAAACAGUAAUCUCUACGACGAUCCUAGGCUUAUGAUGAAACCACAUUUUUAUUUGUUGGACGAUAAUCGGUUUAUAGACUCUCUAGAGCCAUAACUUUUAAUUUAAACUUAUUUUAGAGCCAAUGAUGUUAUCCCUUCAUUUUUUUCGAUUUUAAUGAUUUAAUAUCCAGUAUUUUCACUACUCUUAUAUUUUGUACAUAAGUAGUAAUAAGUACCUACUUAUGACUUUGUUAGUUAUAAUAUUUUAAAAUGUAUACCCUAAUAAUAUUUAUUUCAAUACUAGUCUAGUAUUAUUGUAUUUGUAAUAAUUUAUCUUCUCUAUCUAGUUUUCAGGUUUUUUUUUUUUUAAUAUACCAAAGAUGUAGGUAUGUAUUGAAAAUUAUGAGUUUCACUUUAAACAUUACCUAAUAAUUGAAACAAAAAUUUAAUUUUAAAUAAAAAAAUCAUUUAUUAACUUGUCUCAUUUCUUUCCCUUUUUCUUUCCACCUUUUAUCCUCUUUCUAAACCCUUUAGCCCCUUCAGUGUCAUCAUCGUCGUCGUCCCCGCCUUUCCGCUUAUUACUCCCUUUUUUGUCGCUCAAAUCCCUCAACUCCAUUUUGGCUAUCCGUUGAGACUCUGCAACUCUUUCUUGUAAAGCCAUAACCUCGUCUUCUUCAGUUUUGUAAAGGGGGAGCUGUUUGCUGAUUAGUUGUUCUAUCCUUUGGUAGAGCUCGAC
Ceutorhynchus assimilis (cabbage seed weevil) is the source of this 3269-nucleotide messenger RNA. Lineage: Eukaryota; Metazoa; Arthropoda; Insecta; Coleoptera; Curculionidae. The record is from the annotation of a GenBank genome assembly.